Dreissena polymorpha is the source of this 1048-nucleotide messenger RNA. RefSeq names its product dehydrogenase/reductase SDR family member 7B-like. The transcript has 7 exons. The record is from RefSeq and is a predicted model, not a curated record. Bases 80 to 1015 code for a protein of 311 amino acids. Gene Ontology annotation, molecular function: oxidoreductase activity. Gene Ontology annotation, cellular component: membrane. Lineage: Eukaryota; Metazoa; Mollusca; Bivalvia; Myida; Dreissenidae.
CAUGCGCACUGCAUACACAUCUACUUCCUGUCAAGUUUUACUUUCACUUUGUGACAGUUGAAUCUUCAGAAAGUAAACAAUGGAUAUGUCACCUAGCACAGUUCUGGCCUGGUGUGGGGGUACUGCAGGACUGAUCUACCUUAUAUUAUUCCUGCUUAGAAAAAGAAAACGCGUUCAGUUGAAGGGCAAAGUAGUUCUGAUCACAGGUGCUAAUUCUGGUCUGGGAAAAGCGUGUGCAACGGUGUUCUACAGUGCAGGCUGCAAGGUUAUACUGGCUGGACGGAAUCUUUCAGAGCUUCAAAAAGUGAAAGAAGAGUUGCAAAGACUUAAGUCAUCAGGUGACCUUGGUAUUCUUCAAGUUGACCUUUCUGACCUGGAGUCGCUGGGCAACAAAGGUCAAGAAGCAAAAGCCAUAUUUGAUGCUGUGGACAUUCUAGUCAACAAUGCUGGGGUCAGUUAUAGGGGAUCAAUAGAGGGAACAAACAUGGAUGUGCACCAAAUGGUUAUGAAUGUGAACUACUUCGGACAAAUCGCACUGACCAAAGCCUUGUUACCAGUUUUGAAGGAGAGACCAGGUUCUUGCAUCGUAGCAGUGAGCUCUGUUCAGGGGAGAAUAUCCAUACCAUACAGGUCUGCUUAUGCAGCAUCGAAACACGCCAUGCAAGCCUUCUUUGACUGUUUACGUGCAGAACUGUGGGACACCGGAGUUGGGGUAUGCGUGGUUAACCCAGGCUACAUCCAGACGAGUCUUUCCACAAAUGCCUUGUGCGGCGAUGGGUCCAAGUAUGGAGUGACAGACACAACGACUGCAUCAGGAUUACCUCCGGAGACAGUUGCUCAACAGAUCCUGAAAGCAGUUGAAUGCGGGAAACCAGAAAUAUUCCCUGCCACGAUGACACAAACACUUGCUAUAACACUGCGUAUUCUGGCACCCAGUCUGUUCUUUUGGAUAAUGGCCCAUAGAGCAAAGAAACAAUCAAAAGUCGAUGCAAGAAUGCAUCCAAAAAGUGAUUAAUCCUAGGAAUUAAAUAAAAUAAAUAAUAUUGUA